This is a messenger RNA of Pseudovirgaria hyperparasitica, 1165 nucleotides long. RefSeq lists its product as uncharacterized. The transcript has 2 exons. The record is from RefSeq and is a predicted model, not a curated record. NCBI's taxonomy places the organism in Eukaryota, Fungi, Ascomycota, Dothideomycetes, Acrospermales, Acrospermaceae. The coding region runs from base 206 to 895 and encodes 229 amino acids.
GCUUUGUUCACCUGGUCGAGACCAACAACCAAGUUUUCAGGGCCUAAAUAUUGCGAAGCAACACCACCACACCCAUCACACGACCCGCGUCACAACUCCAUCACACCUGACUCAAGGGCAACACAACAUCUCACUUACGACACUGUCGAUCGUAUCGUACCGAAAAGAGUUAAAGCGGACCAUUCAAGAAUAUAACGCCGUCGUUAUGGAUCAUUCGGAGUCUAGCAAUUCUACGGUAGAAAGUUCAGAGCGGAACGAGAGCAGCGACGUGGAAAGCUCAGCGCACCACGAUAAUAUGGAGCCCAUCACCCUCGGAACUCGUCACCAUCCGCGUAACAUCCAAGCUGCACGAACACGCCGUGCCCGCGCAAUCAGACUUCGUCAUGCACACCGCCCUCGCCAAACAAUACUCGGACACCUUCAAACUCCUCCUCGAAAGCGACCCUGCCGAGCACGUCAGACGCCUCAUCGAACUACCAAACGUCCACCCAGACAUCUUCCUCUACUUCGUCGACUGCGUCUACAACAACGGCGCCCUCCCCACCCACCCCUCCUCCUCCUCUCCCAAGUCUACAUCCUCUGCGAGACCCUCCAAGCCCGCGUCAUCAAAGCCCUCGUCUUCGCCAAAUUCGUCAACAACCUCCUCCUCAUCGGCCCCCGCUCCAAGGCCGUCAUCUGCACCAUCCUCAAACUCGUCGUCACCGACCUCCCCGAGUUCCCGGAGGAUCGCACCGGGCUCCGCUCGUUGAUGCUGACGUAUACGUAUCUGCACCGCGACUGGCUGAAGGAUUGCCCGCAUUUUGUCGCCGUCUUGAUGGAGGUGCCCGAGCUGGGCCGCUGGAUCUUGUGUAGUCGUGAUCCGUCGGAGGUGUAUCGUAGGCCGGUCUGGGCUUAGAUUGCUUGGGAUUCAAGUAGGCUAAUGGAUGCGUGCAAAGAUUUUGGGGUGGUGCACUUGUGUGACUUUAUGUGACUGCGUGCGUGAAUGAUGGAUUCGGAAAGAGGGCUUUUUGGUGUUUUAUGUGUGGUGUAGUUUUGAAACGCACAGUUUCCUGCUAGUCGGCUGAGGAUUCGACCAGGCUGAGCAUGCCAUGUUUGCCAUGUCCAUUACAGCAGUAUGUAGAUUGGCCCAUAGCGGGUCGUCGUCAGAUACUAUAGGCAGUAGAGC